CGAACCAAAUACACACUAUUAAAGCUAAGCUAAUAUACCAUUUUAUCAAGUAUCCCACACCACCUAUCUUUAGCUUACAUAAUGAGAAAUCUUUCAUUUUUCUUCCUUUUUUGUCUACUAUCAUCUCUCUCAUACGCCAUAGAACUCGACUUUUGUGUCGGGGAUCCUAGUCUUCCUAGAGGACCAGAAGGACAUGCUUGUAAAGAUCCUGCUAAAGUCACAACUGAUGAUUUUGUUUACACUGGUUUCCGUGGAGAAAAAAUUCCAAAUAAUGUUUUCGGGAACAAUGUGACAUUGGCAUUUUCAGAUGUGUUCCCAGCAUUUAAUGGUCUAGGCAUAUCUAUGGCCAGGUUAGAUUUCGCCGUAGGAGGGGUAAUCCCAGUACAUUCCCAUCGUACGUCGGAAGUUCUUCUUUUGGUGAAAGGUUCGAUCAUUGCAGGAUUUAUUGACACAAACAACACUGCGUAUUAUAAAAGAUUAGAGGUUGGUGAUGUAAUGGUAUUUCCACAAGCCAUGCUUCACUUCCAAAUCAACGUUGGUAAAACUCCGGCUACUGCAUUUGUUAGUUUGAAUGGAGCAAACCCGGCACUACAACUCACUCCUACCUCCUUAUUCGCUGGGAAUUUACCUGCUGAUAUAGCUCAGCAAAUCACACUCUUAAGUCAUGAAGAAGUAAUGCGAAUGAAGAGAAUCUUCGGCACAGCCUAACAAAAUUUCUUUCUCGAAUUAUUUCAAAUUGUACCAUAAUAAAUUCUAUAAGAUUGUAAUAAACACGUGUAUAACUAAGCAUGACUUUUUUAAAUUAUCAAUUGUGAUCUUCCCGAAUUGAUUCGUUAUUUCUUGUUAUAUGUAUUAUAUAUGUACCAUGAGAUAUAGAAGUUACUUAGUACUUAAAAUCUUGUGAUCAAAAAAAUUUCCUCACAA
Molecule: messenger RNA, 924 nt
Organism: Chenopodium quinoa (quinoa)
Lineage: Eukaryota; Viridiplantae; Streptophyta; Magnoliopsida; Caryophyllales; Amaranthaceae
Product: germin-like protein subfamily 3 member 3
Exons: 1
Coding region: 82-708 (208 amino acids)
Cellular component (GO): cell wall
Molecular function (GO): manganese ion binding
Source: RefSeq, a predicted model, not a curated record